CCUUGCGCAUGCGCAAACUAAGGCCGAAGCCGAGGGAGGAGGAAGAGGGCGGGGGGUCGCUCCUCGGCCGCGAUGCCCAAGUACUACGAAGAGAAGGAGCAGGGCGGACGCGCGUGCUCGGGGGUGCGCGAGGACUUGCGCACGUGCCUGAUCGAGAGCAGCUGCGUCAUCCAGGAAGGGAAAAGCCCAAAACUGUGCUUGAAGGAAGGUCAUUGCAGAGGCUUGCUAGUUUCAUUUUUUGAAUGCAAACGAUCAAUGUUGGAUAACAGAGCAAGAUUCAGAGGAAGGAAAGGAUACUGAAGCUCCUUAUUAUGCAAAACAGCCUGCAUGGGUAAUGUUGGAUGCAUUAGCACCUCUGGAUAACUUGACUGGAAUAAAGAGAUUAUGCUGUUGAUUCCCCACCGCAAUCCCUUUUACUCCUAUGAAUAUUUUCUUUUGUUUAUGCACUAAAUAUUUGAAGCUGCUGUGUAUCAAAAAUAUUAAAAUGAAAAACAAUUCUAUGUGGUGACCAUAUAUUUUUAAAUAAAAUAUGUAUCUCCAUAAUCACUUCUGCAAACAAUUUCAUCUUGAAUGUUACUUUUUCUGGGAAAUUAAAAUUUAAGUUAAUUUUAUAUAUGAAAUAAAAACUUUCAAGAA
Anolis sagrei ordinatus is the source of this 636-nucleotide messenger RNA. It is a transcript of the gene COA5, whose product is annotated as cytochrome c oxidase assembly factor 5. NCBI's taxonomy places the organism in Eukaryota, Metazoa, Chordata, Lepidosauria, Squamata, Anolidae. Gene Ontology annotation, cellular component: mitochondrion. Gene Ontology annotation, biological process: mitochondrial respiratory chain complex IV assembly. The record is from RefSeq and is a predicted model, not a curated record.